Messenger RNA from Westerdykella ornata, 1726 nucleotides. Its product is annotated as FAD-binding domain-containing protein. Bases 98 to 1585 code for a protein of 495 amino acids. The record is from RefSeq and is a predicted model, not a curated record. Gene Ontology annotation, molecular function: oxidoreductase activity; FAD binding. The transcript is spliced from 2 exons. Lineage: Eukaryota; Fungi; Ascomycota; Dothideomycetes; Pleosporales; Sporormiaceae.
GCUUCCAUGUGCCCGUCCUAAGCUAUAUAUCUUGGUAACGAUUCCCCAAGAUUUUCGUCACCGUCGCGAGGACAAUCACUUCCCUUGAGGUUCAGCAAUGGGUCAUCUCACCUUCCUCCUGGCCGCGGUCGGCUCUCUACUCCCGUUUCCCUCUGCCGCAACACCACUGGACAAAAGAGCUGCUGUCGAUACAUGUCUCUCCAAGCUCAAGGUCCCUGUGCUCACUGCCGGUUCCGCAGACUACGUGCAAGCCCUCAAGCCUUUCAACAACCGGGUGACAUUCAAGCCCGCGGCCUAUGCAGUCCCAAAGACAGUCGAGGACGUGCAGAAUGCUGUUUCGUGCGGCUCACAAAACGAUGUUAAGGUUACAGCAAAGUCAGGAGGCCACAGCUAUGGAUCCCAUGGCCUUGGCGGAGAAGACGGCCACUUGAUUGUCGAUAUGAGGAACUUCAACAGUGUAACUGUCGACCAGGCCGCUCAAACCGCAGUCAUCGGCACAGCAGGACGACUUGGGAACGUUGCUACCGCACUUUACAACCAGGGGAAGCAAGCUAUCAGCCACGGAACGUGCCCCGGUGUCGGUGUUGGAGGCCUUAGCUUGCACGGUGGCUACGGCUUGAUAUCGCGUAGCAAAGGUCUGACUCUGGACAACAUCCUCGAGGCUCAGGUCGUCCUGGCGAACAGCAGCGUUGUCACUGCCUCUCCAACCCAGAACCCAGACCUCUUCUGGGCUCUCCGUGGUGCCGGAGCCGCCUUCGGUAUCGUGACCAACUUCAAGUUCAAAACCUUCAAUGCGCCCGAAAGCAACCUCGUCUUCCAAUACAGUUUAUCCCCCAGCUCGGCCAGUCAACUCAGCACCAUCAUCACCGCCCUGCAAGACUUCACGCGCAACAGCCAACCCCCCGAGCUCAACAUGCGCCUCUUCCUCUCGGCCUUCACCACCUUCUCCGGCGUCUACUACGGCACUCGCGCCAACUUUGACAAGGUGAUGCAACCCCUCCUCACGAAAAUGGGCAUCGGCUCCGGCGGCUUCGCCCAAAUCACUGAGAAGAACACCUGGCUCAACACCCUCACCUCCUUCUCCAACGGCCCCCUCGAACAACCCGCCGUAUACGACACCCACGAGACCUUCUACGCCAAGUCGCUCAUGCCCGAGUACCUUUCCCCGGCCGCCAUCGACGCCCUCUCCAAGUACUGGGAGAAGAACGCCCGCAACCUUAAUCGCGCCUGGUACCUCCUCAUCGACUCCCACGGCGGCGCGAACUCGGCCGUGUCGAGCGUCGCCGGUGACGCCACCUCGUACGCGCACCGGAACGCGACGUUCAAGAUGCAAUUCUAUGACCGCGUGUACAACGGGAACUACGACCCCUCGUGGCAGAGUUUCUUGAAUGGCUGGAUUGGGAAUAUCACGGCGGCGAGUCCCGGCGUGCAGUAUGGCAUGUAUAUCAACUAUGCGGAUACGGGGCUGAGCAAGGAGGAGGCGCACAAGGCGUAUUGGUUGAAGAAUUACGAUAGGUUGGUCCAGGUGAAGAAUGUGUAUGAUCCGAAGAAGCUGUUUACGGGGCCGCAGCUUGUGGGGAGCUAGAGGAGAGUCAGGGUGCGGAUGAAGAAGAUCUGCGAACGGGUUCGGUGAGAUAGAUUGAUAUAUAUUUAUAACAUGGAACAUUGUACGCUGUCUGUCUUCUGCGUUGAGGUUAGUUAUCAGGGCAUGGAACAGCCGUCAGCU